AUGUCCACCUUUGGUGCACUAGCUAUUCUAUUACUACUCACCUGUCCUCUAGUUUGCCCUUUACUGAAGACGGGAGAUUCGACCAGUCAAACAUUUUUCAAAAUACCUGGAGACUUCAAACUUGGGGGUCUUUUCGCUAUACAUGAUGAAGCUGACACGUUGGACAACUGGGGAAAGAAUGGAACUACUAAAUGCAAAAACUUCAACAUCCAUGAAUUCAUUGGGUUAUUGGCCAUGAAGUUUACGGUAGAGGAAAUUAACAACAGCAGUACCAUCCUGCCUAAUUCUAGCCUUGGAUAUGAGAUAUAUGACACCUGCUGUAAUACAGAAGCCACGCUACAUGCAGCCUUGAAGUUUCUUUCUGAGAGAGAGGAUAGCGUUAUCCAGGUAGUCUGUAACUACACAUACUAUGAGCAAAAUGUGGUGGCUGUGAUUGGGCCAUCAACAUCAGAAACCAUUGCAGCAACUGCAAGACUUUUUGGCUUCUUCCGUGUACCCCAGGUCAGCUAUCAGGUUUCCAGUGAAAGGUUUAGUAACAAGGUCAUCUUCCCAUCAUUUCUACGCACCAUCCCUGGUGUUAUAACCCUGGCUCAGGGAAUUGUAAACCUUUUAAAGGAGUUUAAGUGGAACUGGGUGGCCAUAGUGGCUAGUAAAAAUGAUUACGGUGAUCAAGGACUCUUCCUGUUCAUGACUCUAGCUGCCCAAGCUGGUAUCUGCACUGCCUACCAAGCUUACAUACCGAAUGAUUCAACCAACUCAAAUUUCAAUACAUCUCUGCAGAACAAUAUUCUUGAACUCCAGAACACAGGGGUAAAUGUCACCAUUGUGUUCUCCACUGAACAGGAAUCUAAGCUUUUCUUUAAAGCUGUUAUAGAUUCCCAGUUAAAAAUGGUCUGGAUUGCCACAACAACAUGGUCUCAGUCUACAUCCCUCCAGCAGAUGGCAGGCAUGCAGUCCAUUGGUACAGUUAUUGGUUUUUCUGAAACAAGUAAAGCAUUGCCUGGGUUUGAGGACUAUGUACAGCAUAUUCUGCACCUGAUUCAACAACAAAGGCAGCUUCUCCUCAAUGGUAGCACAUCAAAUCCGAACAUCAGCCAGCAGUAUGUUUUCCAGACCAAGGGCCUUCUGGAACAAUGUGAAUCAUGCAGCUUGUUAACACCAAACAAUAUAACAAUACUACAGGACCCUGUGGUACUCGGCUUGGCUUAUCGAGUGUAUAUUGCAGUCUACUGCAUUAGUCAAGCUAUUCAUAACAUUGUUCAUGGCCUAGAUGGCCAGUGCAAAGAUGUGUACGGUAUACUUCCUUGGCAGGUCCCGGAAUCUACAUGUUCCCGACAAUGCUCAGAGGGCCAGGUCAAGUUGAUCAAAGAUUUCAAAUCCUGUUGCUUUGAAUGUCUUACUUGUCCUGAGGGAACCUUAGUAAACUCCACAGAAUGCACCCCGUGUCCUUCUGGCCAGUGGUCCAGGUCAGGAAGCAAAGCCUGCCAAGAUCCAACCUUCAUUUUUCUAACAUGGAAGAACUACUAUGUUAUCGCCCUUCUUAUAUUCAUGGGACUAAUCAUGGUCAUCAUUGGCACAGUGGCUGUGAUCUUAUUUCAGCAUUGCCACACUCCUCUGCUUGUUGCUUCUGGUGAAAUUGAGAGCUUCUUGACCCUGCUGGGAGACACCUCUCAUCUUGGUAUCCACCAUCACCUGGACAGGAAGUGA
Nanorana parkeri is the source of this 1707-nucleotide messenger RNA. RefSeq names its product taste receptor type 1 member 3-like. Gene Ontology annotation, cellular component: membrane. The transcript is spliced from 6 exons. The record is from RefSeq and is a predicted model, not a curated record. NCBI's taxonomy places the organism in Eukaryota, Metazoa, Chordata, Amphibia, Anura, Dicroglossidae. Gene Ontology annotation, biological process: G protein-coupled receptor signaling pathway; sensory perception of sweet taste; sensory perception of umami taste. Gene Ontology annotation, molecular function: G protein-coupled receptor activity. The coding region runs from base 1 to 1707 and encodes 568 amino acids.